Messenger RNA from Perkinsus marinus ATCC 50983, 786 nucleotides. RefSeq lists its product as hypothetical. The transcript has a single exon. The coding region runs from base 1 to 696 and encodes 231 amino acids. NCBI's taxonomy places the organism in Eukaryota, Perkinsozoa, Perkinsida, Perkinsidae. The record is from RefSeq and is a predicted model, not a curated record.
AUGAUUGAGGAAAGCAUUAAGCAACUACCGUUGUACAGACCUCCUGAGCGACCAGAAGCAGAAAGGUUGAGUCGAAUUGAUCAACAUGAUCUCGAUGAUGCUACUAUGAAGGAUCUAGCGACCUGGUUUAUGGCUGAGGAUAAGAGGGCGGCUGAUGGUGUCAGUCGGUCGACGGUAUUGGACUUUAUAGGAGAAUCUUUGGGACUGUUGGAGCCUGAGGAAGCUGAGAUGGAAAAAGAGGACAAUUUACGGUAUCCUCGAUUCGGUAGAGAUAAAGGCAAACUGCUGCACGAAGUGACUAAGGCGUUCGUUCAUAAGGGGCAUGGUCGACUUGACGAGGAAAAGAGGCAAGCCGGGUGCUCUGUGAGUGAAGCCGCCGAAUUAUUGUCUAGCGUCAUUGCAAUUCACGGUGACGACACCGCUGAUAGGGUUCAGGAACGAUUACAUAAGAUCAUAGAGACCAAUUAUAAGGAUACUGGCUUGCCUGAGGUUUCUGUCUUUCAAAAUCCUAUGAAUAUUCCCCCACCAGUACAACCUCUACCUGAAGUAGACGAGGAAGAGGCCAAUAGAGCUGUGCUCAAGCUGGAAUUAGAGCAGUAUACGGCUGAGUUGGCUGAGGGUGGUGCUGAUAAAGAAAGGAAGAAGUGGCUGGAAAGUGAGAUAAAAACUGUUGACGGAUUGCUACAUAAGAAGUGAAUGUCGUGAAGGUGACUCCAAAAUAUCUGGCUGUAUAAACUUGUGCGAAUCUUGAAUUUCCACUUUCCUUUAUCAAAUCGAGUUUCGAUA